AUAUUGGUCGUUCUGGUACUAAAUUGACCGCCAUCGGUGUUGCCGCCGCCGUAGUCGUCGUGUGAGUGAGCGCCAGACGCAGCUAAGACUCCAUAUUGGCACCUCUCUCUUUCCGCUUUCAAAGUUCCUCCAACUUUCAUUGAACUGAAAAAGGCCAUUGCUUUUACAGUUCCAUAGAGUGUUCGCAGGUUAGUCAUAAGUCUCCUAGGGUUUUAGCCUUCAGGGUUUUUGUUCUCUCUUCCUAGAGCCCCAUUUUGAUUUGGGUUUUUGCGCUUCUCUUUCAGAUCCUCAAAUGCGGCGUACAUUGAUGUCGCUUCCCAGCCGUCUGCUGGCGUCCGCGCGGCAGUUCUCUACCAACUCCGACAAAAUUGUAGCCUCCGUCCUCUUCGAAAGGCUGCCCGUCGUCGUUCCCAAAAUCGAUCCGGUGGUUUACGCUUUCCAGGAGUUCUCGUUUCGGUGGCAGCAGCAGUAUUCCCGCAGAUAUCCGGAUGAGUUCUUGAACAAAUCCAACUCCAGGGCGCAAGGUGAAUACCAAAUGGAGUAUGUCCCAGCCCCAAGGAUCACAGAAGCUGACAAAGCAAAUGAUAGAAAGUCACUAAACAGGGCAUUGGAUAGAAGGCUUUACCUUCUUCUGUAUGGAAAGUUGCAUGGAUCUUCUGAUGACAAACCCGUCUGGCAUUUUCCACAGAAGGUUUAUGACACCGAAGAUACGUUACGCAAGUGUGCUGAGACUGCGUUACAGUCUGUGUUAGGGGACCUCUCCCACACAUAUUUUGUGGGUAAUGCUCCUAUGGGUCACUUGGUGGUUCAGCCUGCAGAAAAGGCACCAGACCAUGGUUACAAGCAAUUCUUUUUCAAGUCCCAGGUGAUUGCGACCAACAAGUUCAAGAUCGGCAAGUGUCAGGAUUUUGUUUGGGUGACCAAGGAUGAACUGCUAGAGUUUUUCCCAGAGCAGGCUGAAUUCUUCAACAAGAUGAUUAUCAGCUAAUUCCAGUGGAUGGAUGCACCACCCGGUUUUUGAUAAUUAGAAGAAGCUCUCUUUAUUCUCAGGAAUAAUCUGGCAAGGUCUUGUAGUGGUGCGGCCUGAUUCCCUUUUUUCUUGUUUUCAGAAUAGAGAAUAGGCUCUGCUCAAACUUUGGCCUCAGCUUACUAAUGUUUGAUUCUUAAGAUUAAACCAACCUUUGAAGAAUUCUAGAGCAUUUGAUGCCCUCUUAUUCUCAAAUUCAGCAAACUGAAAAUUCUAAAGAGCGUUUGGAAGCAUGUAUUAUGCCCACUAAUUUUCAGAAUCCGUGCGUUUUUUUUAUA
Messenger RNA from Linum trigynum, 1305 nucleotides. Lineage: Eukaryota; Viridiplantae; Streptophyta; Magnoliopsida; Malpighiales; Linaceae. The record is from the annotation of a GenBank genome assembly.